Molecule: messenger RNA, 139 nt
Organism: Dentiscutata erythropus
Lineage: Eukaryota; Fungi; Glomeromycota; Glomeromycetes; Diversisporales; Gigasporaceae
Source: the annotation of a GenBank genome assembly
CUUAUUACAAUAUUAAUUCUACAAAUUUUAAUCAACAUACUUACGAUACUCUAAUUAACUGUUCCAACUUAAGUGCAUUUUCUUCACUCGAUAUUUCUCAAAAGGCAUCUGAACUUUCAAAAGAUGAAGAAAUACGAUC